AUGACAGGAGCAGCGCCACAGUCGAACGAAAGAAUUGUAAAGCACAGUAUACGGAACUCGCAAGUUAUGUACAGUAUUGGGGAUGGAGUUAAUGCGUAUUGGGUGUUUGAGUGCUUCGCCUACAUUGGCGGCGAUAACGAGGGGAAUACGGCCGCGCAAGUCAUGAGCUGGAUGGGCAAAGCCUACGACAUUGCUCUUCCGGGGUCUCGACCGCCUGCUCAUAAGCAGGCCGGGUGGGAGGCGGCGUUCUGGGCAAGUCGGCAGGUUGUGACGAUUUCAGCUUUGGGACAGUCAACAAACGGUCUGAUAUUGGGCAACAAUGGCGGCAAUGCCAUAUUUUGGUCUGGCUAG
Colletotrichum paranaense is the source of this 351-nucleotide messenger RNA. RefSeq lists its product as uncharacterized. The coding region runs from base 1 to 351 and encodes 116 amino acids. The record is from RefSeq and is a predicted model, not a curated record. Lineage: Eukaryota; Fungi; Ascomycota; Sordariomycetes; Glomerellales; Glomerellaceae. The transcript has a single exon.